UACAGCUUUUAUUGAGGAAUGCAAUAAACAUACGUAUCAUUUUCCUGUACAAUUUUAAUGGCCUGUGGGGGAGAAUCUUAAAAAACAUCCCAGUCUGCUGAAUGGUUGAGUUUAGGGGGAAAACUGACCCAGCACAUGCCUCGCAACUCCCUGAUGAGGUCACCGUGGUUCGGCAAGGUGAAUCGAGGUCGCUUGCCAGGGCGAUGGCCAAGCAGAACCGGAAUCGCCAGAUUCCGUUUCGGUCUCCGCUUUAACCCUCCGAAGACCGAAGACCGGGAGGCUUGAGUGGAUACCAUGGGUCAGUUCCCCGACGGGCCGCCAGGGGGCGACGGACCCGGAUGGCCCUGGAAACCGGGCUCCCUCCGGCCGCGGGUGGGAAAAAACAGAUGAAGAGGGUCUGUGAUGGAGAAACGGCAGAAAAGACACCGAGCCUAGGAAGUCUGUUCAUUCCGCCCUCCUUGAUUUCAGUCCAGCACCCGUCACUGUCUUUCUCUCACUGUUGCGCCUGGAUCUCUCUAAAACAAAAGCCUGACUUUGUCAUCACCACUCGUUGAAACUCUUUAACGACACCCCCAGCAUAGUUUACAAGAAAAAAAGCUAAACGCAGGAGCUGCGUGAUCUUGCCCCAACCUAUUUCCAGGCCAACAACUUCUGGAGCCGUAUUAAACUACUCUGAAUUAUUUGACCUCAUCAUCCUCUUUCUAUCCUGUGAAUCCUGAAAUGUUUGGUUCCCCCCACCUGGGGUACCUUUCCACACCAGGUUUACUGGGAGAAUUCUGACUGUCUUUCAGCUAAACAUCACCUUCUCUGUGGAAACCUCCUGACAAGACACCCCCCAAUCCCCUAUCCCCGCCCCAGUUUGGGGUAGGGAGUCCCUCCUGUGUUGCCGUUAUCCCUGGGCUUCCCCCAUCCUGUUGUGUAAUAUCUGGCCUUGUCUUUCGGUUUCAGCGCCUGUCCCAGAGCAAGAUGAAUAGAGUGCAGGAACUGACUGCAGACUGAAUGCAGGAGAUAGCACAGGGUUCAGUCUCGGCCACGUGUGAUCUCAAACUAUCUGGUUCACGUUGUGAGAAAUAGCAAAUCAUUAAAACAGUACUUAAAAACAGUGCUUGGAACACUGUAAGCACUCAAACGUCAUUUUCACAGCGGCCAAGAUGCCAUUGCCCUUUUAAGGACCCCUUCCCCACUUUCGCAGCUAAGCGGAAUAUCCGCUCAGGGAUCCGGAAGUGACCUCAGAGCCCCUCAGAAACAUGGCCCCGGAACGUUCUUCCGGAAGCGGUCAUAGGCAUCUCCGUGACGCACAGCGAUUUAGAGCGUCCCGCAGGGUUUCCAUGGUGCAGCCCUCAGUCCCGAGUACCUCGGCUUUCUCUCGUUCCCGAGCGCUCUGAACAAGGCAGGAGGCGAGUCGCUCUCGCGACGUUGACGCCGCUUGGAGGGGUUGGGAGAACAGGUGACGCUCUAGGAAAGCCCGUCUUCAUCUCUAUGGUGCCGAAUGCUCUUGCGCGCCGCUCCAGCUUGUCGGGACGGACGUUGCCCCUUUAAUCGGCGGAGGGCGGUGCCAAGGAGGUCCCGCGAGAGCGGCGGGGGGCGGGGGGCGGUGCCGAGGCUGGGGGCCUGUGGCCGAUGGAGCCCGCGAUGGAGCCGGAGACUCUGGAGGCGCGAAUCAACAGAGCCACAAACCCCCUGAACAAGGAGCUGAACUGGGCCAGCAUCAACGGCUUCUGUGAGCAGCUCAGCGAGGACUUUGAGGGGCCUCCACUUGCCACUCGGCUGUUGGCCCACAAGAUCCAGUCCCCGCAGGAGUGGGAGGCAGUCCAGGCCCUGACGGUGCUGGAAACAUGCAUGAAGAGCUGCGGCAAAAGGUUCCACGACGAGGUGGGCAAGUUCCGCUUCCUCAACGAGCUCAUCAAGGUUGUGUCUCCCAAGUACCUAGGUUCUCGGACAUCAGAGAAGGUGAAGAACAAGAUCCUGGAGCUUCUCUACAGCUGGACGGUUGGCCUCCCCGAGGAGGUGAAGAUUGCAGAGGCCUACCAGAUGCUGAAGAAGCAGGGGAUCGUGAAGGCCGACCCCAAGCUGCCAGAUGACGCCACCUUUCCUGUUCCUCCACCACGGCCAAAGAAUGUGAUCUUUGAAGAUGAGGAGAAAUCCAAGAUGCUGGCCCGCCUGCUGAAGAGCUCCCACCCCGAGGACCUCCGAGCAGCCAACAAACUCAUCAAGGAGAUGGUGCAGGAGGACCAGAAGCGAAUGGAGAAGAUCUCGAAGCGGGCGAGCGCCAUCGAGGAGGUGAACAACAACGUGAAGCUGCUGACUGAGAUGGUGAUGAACCACAGCCAGGGCGGCGCGGCGGCCCGGAGCAGCGAGGACCUCAUGAAGGAAUUGUACCAGCGCUGUGAGCGCAUGCGGCCCACCCUUUUCCGACUGGCCAGUGACACGGAGGACAAUGACGAGGCCUUAGCGGAGAUCCUGCAAGCCAACGACAACCUUACCCAGGUCAUCAACCUGUACAAGCAGCUGGUGCGGGGCGAGGAGGUCAACGGCGACGCCACCGCUGCCUCCAUCCCCGGGAGCACCUCGGCCCUUUUGGACCUCUCAGGCCUGGAUCUCCCUCCGACAGGCACCACCUACCCAGCUGUGCCCACCCGCCCUGGCGACCAGGCCAGCCCGGAGCAGCCCAGCACCUCGGUUUCCCUACUUGAUGAUGAGCUCAUGUCUCUGGGCCUCAGUGACCCCACACCCCUCUCUGGCUUGGAUGGUGCUGGGUGGAACAGCUUCCAGUCGUCCGAUGGCACGGAAGCCCCAGCCCUGACUCCGGCCCCCAGUGUGGACAGUCGGCCCCCAGCGCAGACACCCCCGCCCGCGAGCAGUGGUCUGGAUGACCUCGACCUCUUGGGGAAGACCCUCCUGCAGCAGUCGCUACCCCCGGAGUCCCAGCAAGUGCGGUGGGAGAAGCAGCAGCCAGCCCCCCGGCUCACACUCCGGGACCUGCAGAAUAAAAGCAGCUGCAGCUUGCCCAGCUCCAGUGCCACCGGCCUGCUCCACACCGUGUCCCCUGAGCCCCCCGGGCCUCCGCAGCAGCCCACACCCACCGAGCUCUCGCUGGCCAACAUCACUGUGCCUCUGGAGUCCAUCAAACCCAGCAGCAUCUUGCCGGUGACCGUGUAUGACCAGCAUGGCUUCCGGGUCCUCUUCCACUUCGCGCGAGACCCGCUGCCUGGGCGCUCCGACGUGCUGGUGGUGGUGGUUUCCAUGCUGAGCACCGCCCCCCAGCCCAUUCGCAACAUUGUUUUCCAGUCAGCUGUCCCCAAGGUCAUGAAGGUGAAGCUUCAGCCACCCUCAGGCACGGAGCUGCCAGCAUUUAACCCCAUCGUCCACCCCUCAGCCAUCACACAGGUCCUGCUCCUUGCCAACCCGCAGAAGGAGAAGGUUCGCCUCCGCUACAAGCUCCUCUUCACCAUGGGUGACCAGACCUACAACGAGAUGGGGGAUGUGGACCAGUUCCCCCCACCAGAGACCUGGGGGAGCCUCUAGAACCGAGAAGGCUGGGGAGAGGAGGGGCCAUGGCACUGGCUGCUGCCAAGCCUAGGUGGAGGCCAUGGCGGCCUGGGUGUGUUCCCACAGCCAUAUUCCCCUGGGUCUGGUGCUUCUCCCCUCACCCCUGCAGCCCCCGCCAUCCUUGCCCCCUCCCCUGCGGAGCCAAACCCAGCAGGAGGCUGGGCCUGGGUUUGCACUGGUGGGGACUGUCAUCACAGGUGGGAGCCUGGAGCAGGGAGGGCCCACACGGCCCCGGAAGGACUUGCGGUCGUAGGGGAGAAGCAUGGCUGUCGGGCAAGGGCCAGGGCCUGAGGCCUACUCCAGACCCCAGCCUGGGGAGGGGUCCUCCCUGCCUGUCUCUUAUGCCUUAUGGGAAGGCCCAGCCAUAACUCGGGGCCGUGCUGGAGCCGGGACCAGCUCAGGCCUCCUCCAUAGGAACCGGGUGACUGUGGGGGUGACGCCCGCACCCCCAGCCCUUUGCACUCUCGGGUUUGUGGUUUGAUUCUCUUAGCUUUUCUCUCUGAGUGGCCCUGUGGUCACCAUCUCAGGGGGCCAGUGUGGGGAGACCCCCCACCUGUCCCCCACUCCUGGGGAUCUCACUCUAGCUGCCUGGCCCCUUUGCUGUCAGGCCUCUGGGUGGGGGGACUAGGGGGGUCAUGUGACUGCUGGCCCAAAGGUAAUGCCCCAGGCGGUGGCCCCAGCUGAGGGCUCCUGGGCUCCUGGCCAAGGGAGGUCCUACACUGGAGUUCUUGCGUGUCUCUUUCAUUCAUUGGGCUUUGUUAACCCAUCUAUCCAUGGGCAGAAGUGGGGUCGGUGUGUGAGUGACAGCAGGAGUAUUUAUGGAAAUAAAACGUCCUUUUUCCUGGA
Molecule: messenger RNA, 4395 nt
Organism: Capra hircus (goat)
Lineage: Eukaryota; Metazoa; Chordata; Mammalia; Artiodactyla; Bovidae
Gene: GGA1
Product: golgi associated, gamma adaptin ear containing, ARF binding protein 1
Exons: 17
Coding region: 1621-3525 (634 amino acids)
Biological process (GO): intracellular protein transport; vesicle-mediated transport
Cellular component (GO): trans-Golgi network
Molecular function (GO): ubiquitin binding; small GTPase binding; phosphatidylinositol binding
Source: RefSeq, a predicted model, not a curated record